This is a messenger RNA of Galdieria sulphuraria, 1590 nucleotides long. RefSeq names its product transcription regulator. Gene Ontology annotation, molecular function: RNA polymerase III core binding. Lineage: Eukaryota; Rhodophyta; Bangiophyceae; Galdieriales; Galdieriaceae. The coding region runs from base 859 to 1545 and encodes 228 amino acids. Gene Ontology annotation, cellular component: nucleus. The record is from RefSeq and is a predicted model, not a curated record. The transcript has 4 exons. Gene Ontology annotation, biological process: negative regulation of transcription by RNA polymerase III.
AACAAAUUGAUGCUCUAACAUAUUCGUGUGUUUCUCCUUAUUGGGGACUAUUCCGAUAUAAGAGAUAGGUGAAGAGCUACCGUGCAACAGAAAUAGAGACAAAUCGAAACUCUAUUCCAACGGAGCGUGAUUCUUUUUUUGGGUUUCGUUAAAGAACUUCAAUUCUCUCUAAACUUGCUAUAUGUGGAGCUUUAACACUCAGUAAAACGCCGCUCACUCUUUUCAAAGAUUCCUGUGCGGUUUACAAAAGUCCGAGUAUAGUGUAAGUGAACUUUCCCAACGGCAACUUUUCACUGUGCUAGCAACUUUCCGAACUACUUCUAUAGGCAACUUGUGUUGCUCCGAACUCAAAGAUUUUAGCUGCUCAACACGGUGAUGAUUCUUGUUGCCCAUAGAGGCCAUAGUUCCCAACAAAGUAUGCUUUUUCAUGCAUAUAUGGAAGAAACUGACUAUAAACUUUGUUCUACGCUUCUUAUUGGGGCCACGCGAGUACCAAGUAGAAAAUGUUGGGAGUGUAUGUUUGCUAUUGCAGAAAUACACGAUCUGCAAAGUUAUUGCCUUCAAAAAAAUUAGUUGGGACAAAAAAUACACUUUUGAACUCCUUAUUCAACCGAUAAAGGAAUUUGAUAAAGCAAAGAGCCAUCUCCUCGAAAGAUAUGAGCUGUUCAACAAAGGAAAACUCGCACAUUUAAGGAAUUGUAUGAGAGUUUUCAAACCAUCUUCACAGUUUCUAUAAUAACGAACAUCCCCAUAAAUCUGAGAGAAUGAAUCAUUAGUAUAACUUGGAUUCUAUUCGCACGUUUGUCUGAGAAGUUCUAAGAGGCAUUGCGGCCAAAGGAUACCGUUUAUGUUAAGUAUAUGAAGUUCCUGGACGUUGAAUGUUUAAGUGAGCUCCAAAGGAAGCUCAACGACCUUGAAUUAACGGACUAUCGAGUUCGGUGUCAACUGGAAGCUUAUUCGUGUAAACCAGCGGGCUUCGACAAGAAGCUUAGCAAGUCAUUAGAGCAAAAGUUGGUAGAACAACUUGAAGCUUCACCAAGAGUGUUGGAAGGCUCGCCUGUGGGGUCUCUAGAAGACCAGAGUGCUCGAAAGACACUUAUCAACCUCAUAUGCACACUUAAUGCCGCACACCAAGAUUAUGACUUCAGCUCUUUACAGCUUUCCAGACUCAAACGUGUUCAAGAUGUUCGUUCGUUGCAGCAGCAUGUUGACUCGUUAUUUGAGCUUUUCUACAGGCAACUUGGCCUGGAGUUUCGCCAGUUUCUAUGGGAAAACAUUGGACAGAUUAUUCGUCCUGAGGAAUGUGAAGUCUAUUCCUAUCUUCCUGAUUACGAGUCGGAUCCAUACAGUGCUUCUGGUGCACUUUGGUCGUUCUGUUACUUUUUCUAUCACAAAAACAUGAAAAAGAUUCUAUUUUUCUCGUGUACGCUAUCUACGCGUUUAGCGGAAGACUCUGAGAGUACAGAGAGCGUUGAUGAAGAAGACUUUGGUAAAGAAAGUUCCGGCUUGGAAACUCCGUUUGCCAUGUUUGAAACAGUCAUUUAAAUUUUUCAGGCCAGUUGUGUGUAUAGUUUGUGGUUUUUUGCAACA